AUGGCCGAAAGUUUGAUGACUUCCGACCCGUUCUUCUCAAUUGCGAAACAAAACCUCCGAAGCGAUGGCCGAAAGUUUGAUGACUUCCGACCCGUUCUUCUCAAUUGCGACAGUGUGGGAACAGCUAAUGGCUCGGCGAUGAUUAGAUUCGGCAACAGUGCCGUCAUCUGCGGUAUAACCACUGAAGUAAUUGAACCAAACAUUGAGACACCAGACGAGGGAUCAGUUGAAAUUAAUGUCCGACUCCCGGCCUAUUGUUCCCCCAAAUACUGUAUGACUGACUCGACUAAUGAUUUGCUUGUAUUGACGCAAACACUUAAAGAUGUGGUCAAACAAAGCAAACUCAUUGAUCUAAAGAAGUUGUGUAUUUUAGAGGCAAAGUUUGCGUGGAGUUUAAACAUUGAAUUGAUUUGUCUGAAUAACGCCGGAAACCUCUUAGACCUCUGCGUGACAGCCAUUGUGGCGGCCCUUCAUUCCUGUUUACUCAAGAAAACGAUUGUUUCCGAAGAUAAUAAGAUAUCGUACGAGAAGAAUACAGAACCGGUGGAAGUGACCACAUAUCCCAUUUCAACCACUUUCUCCAUAAUCAAUGGAUAUCAUUCAUUACAUCCAUACGACUGGUUCCGCGAAACUUGA
This is a messenger RNA of Medioppia subpectinata, 636 nucleotides long. Lineage: Eukaryota; Metazoa; Arthropoda; Arachnida; Sarcoptiformes; Oppiidae. The record is from the annotation of a GenBank genome assembly.